CUGAGUAAACUUUUCAGCCCAAAGUCAAUAACAAUGUCUGUGUAAAUAAUUUGCAGUUAAAGUACACGGUAUUUUGGUCACCACUGCAUAAAUCGGGGCUUUAGCUGAAGAUUGUUCUGAUAAUGUAUUCUUUUGUGUGUUACAAAUUAUGUCGAUAAACCAAUCAGGGCUCAGAAUACACCUAACGCAAACCCAUUUGCUAACGGUUUGUUCUGAGCUUUGAUGGCCACCGUCAACCCCUCAAGCUCCGCAAAUUCAUUAAAAUAACUUACGCAAUUUAGCUUUGUUUAUUGACUUAUUAAUCGGUUGGUACUCGACUCUGAUUUGCGUAAAAAAAAAAAAAAAAAAUCUUGUCUGGACAAGCCAUGAAGUUUACAGUGUUGCACUUUUCCAACAAGGAAAAAACUUCUUGAAAGCCUCUACUAACAAUAAAACAUUUGACUGAUUUUUAAAACAUGCUGUAAAAUACGAGAUCAGCGUUUGUUUGCACCUCUAUUAAAUUCUGUUCUUAGCAUAUUAAUAAGCGGUGCACACGACAAACCAGCCGCGCUACACAAGAAGAACCGUACAGUGCAUAGAAUACCAUCUUGCAUUGUAUUUUUCGAAAUAAAAACAAUAAAGCACCACACUAACCGUCUGUAGACAGGAAUAAUGUUACAUCCAGUUCUUCGCUUUGUGUUCGAUGCCAUGGAGCAGUUUUCCCAGAGUUCGGAAUUUCCAGAUUUUGUCCAACAGCUUCCUCAUUUUUUAGCCCUGGUCUCUCUUCUGCUGGGGGGUGUGGUUUUCUUUGUUAUUGUUUUGCUCAAGAAAAGAGGCCAGCGUGGUACCGCGCCCACCUUUCCCGUUGAUUACAGCACAGACCUUUCAAUUGAAGAAAUGGUACAGAACAAAUACUUUGCUGAAAUUAACGGAAAGAGGAGACACCGGGAUGAACUGACAAAGAAAAAAAGACAAGACAAGGGGAUGGAAUCAGUGAAUGGACAGCCCCCCAUUGCUCCAGAAACCAGAGCAUCAAGGGAGGACAUCACACAGAGCACCACUGUUGUUGACAAGAAGCAAGGGAAGAAAAAGAAGAGAAAGACGGAGCUUGUGGCAGAAAGGCUUUCAAAGGGACACGCUUCUGACAAAGAGAAGAAUGACGAAGAAGAGGCGGGUGUGUGGGUUACAAAAAUCAGCAGUCGAGAGAAGAGACAGCUGAAGAAGGAGCGCAUGAAACAGAAGGAUACUGCAAAAGCUGUAUCCCCUGAGGCCCUAGCUUGCAACAUAGCGAUCCUGUCGGAUGAUGAUGCUGGUAAAGAAACUGAAUGGCAGGCCUCAUCUCAGAGUGUGGACCCUGACACUGGGGGUUGGGGGGAGGCUGAUGGCAAGGUGCAAGGCCUCGUAUGGAAGGAAUUGAAGCCCUGGGAAGCUGUGCAGACAAGCCGGAGACCAGUGGAAUGGGCGCCACCAGGAGUGCCAGAAGAGGAUAUUUUUUCCCAUGUAGGAACAUGGAAUGUGAAAGAUGCGAAGAUGGAGCCUGUGACUUUUGGGACUCUGUCUGACUUUUCCUCUGAAUUAGAUAGUCCAGACAGUAUCUCAUCACAACAAACUAGUCCGUCCCACUGCCUGUGGAGUGCUAAGCUACCCAACUUCAGAGUGGAUGAAGCUUGGCUUGGAUUAGUGGAUCCUUUUGUCAUCGACCAAAACUCUGAUUGGAGCCCUCCUGCUGAGGAGUGGGGUAACUGGACAGGAGAGUCCAUCUCGCUGGCUCAACCGCAGACAGCUAACGAGAAGCAGCAGGUGCAAGGGUCUGGAAGAGCACAGAAAGAGAACCUGAAGGGAGGUGUUUCAGUGAACCCAUCUCAGUGGGCAGCAGGAGGUUCUCCAGGAAACACACACAUGGAGUACAAGAGCUUAGCUGGAUCUGUGUCUGCUGACAGUCAAGACACCAAGAAGGAAAGAAAGAAGAAAAAGAAAACAAAGAAAGAAACCUGAUAUAGUUUUCCAGCACAGCGCAAGGGAUCAAAGUCAGUGUGUGGUUGCUAAAUUAUCUGCAAUGGCUCUGCUUAAAAAAGUGCUGCACUUUGCCCAGCCCAACACGCAGGACGCCAUAGACACACUUGAAAGUGAGAGAGUGUAAGGAAGUAAAGAUCAGACUGGCGCUUCUAGGUGUGAAGAUACAACUGCUCAGAGCUUAUUAACUCAAGAGAUUCAGCUGGGAUUUUGUUUUCUAAUAAACUGGUUCAAAGGUAACAGUAGUGUCUUCCUGUAUUGUAGGAGUCACCAUGUUUGUCAUGAUAGUAAAACCUUUGUGUUUAUGUUAAAGUGGAGUUACUGUAAGUAACCAGAUACAUUUGUCCCAUUUUGUCAUAGUGAGAAAUAUGUUAAAAGCAAAGAAAUACAUUUCAGAAUAUUUGUUUUCAUGUCCAUUUUCAUGGCAGCAGAUUGCCCUGUUUCAAUAAUAGCUUGUUUGUUUAGUUGAUUUUUAUCAUCUGUUUCACCUCUUCCAUUAGUUACUGUAUUAAUGUGUGUUUAUAGGGAUCUUAAUUAAUAAUUAGUUCAUCAGGAAAAACACCACUGCAACUUUUCUAUUUUUGUAGUAUAGUCUGCCAUUGAUUUUAUAUCAUUAAAAUGCACUCCCUUCUGUUUGUUUAAGAUAUGCAUGGCAAUGAUGGGAAACAGUAUGCCUGUUCUUUCAUGGAAAAAAUUGUGUAAUAGUGUAAAGAUCUUUGUGGUUUUUUUUUUCUCCGCAUUUUUGAUAUUUAAUACAGUCCCUAUUAAAUCAGUUUAAAUAUGACCUUUGUUCAAAUACGUACUGCAGCUUUUUAUUCUGUUGAAGAAAUUAAUUCUCUUUUAGUUUCCAAAGAUAGCUUUUCAGUGUGAUGUGUGAAAUAUAAAUGAGGCGAAUCCCUCGUUUAUCACUGCUCUUUUGUAAUCUCUAUACUGAGAGUAACUGUUUGUUAAAUUGUUUGGGAGGACAGAUUCACUACCCCUCAAAUUUAAGGAAAAAAAAAAACAGUUGCUAUGCGAUCAUGCUACUAAUACAGUAUGGAAGCUUACCAUAAAAAAAUUAAAAAUGCAUCUUUCUCAGAAUUCUGACUUAAAGUCUCCCACGCACCAGACGUGAUGCAAUUUUUUUAAAUUGGUGGUGAGACACUUUUACACCGACAUGAUCAUCCACACCACAAGCGACACAGCAGCGAUGAGACAAGUUUAAAAACUGACAGAUCUAUACAACUGUUUGAAAUUGCUAUUGACAAAACUAUUAUCAAGACUGGUGCAUAUUCGUCAACAUGAUGUAGAAAUUACGAGUGUCUUCUCCGAUGGUAUUUCAAAUCAUACACACCAGGCUUAUACAGUUCCUUCGAAAUGGACUCCAAUGUAGUAUCUUUCAAAUCUGUUUGUUUAUAAUUGUGAUGCCGUUUGUCAUAAAGCUCUGGGUAUUUUUCAACGGCAAGUAUUAUUGUUUCCUCUGUCAUUUUGGAUACUGCUUCACCCAGCUGGACCACGUGCUCAAUGCCCUAGUAGUUGACAAGCAUCAAUUUGCAAAAAAAAAAUGAUUCAAUCCUAUUUAUUUCACGUCUGGUGGGUAGCUUCCUUUAGUAAGAAAUGUACCAGUAAUACCUUCACUGUUUUGUUUUCAAACACAUGCUCCCUUGAGAAAAUAUACCAAACUAAAUGACCAGUUGUUUGGGAAAC
This is a messenger RNA of Polyodon spathula (Mississippi paddlefish), 3678 nucleotides long. Its product is annotated as protein LYRIC-like. The record is from RefSeq and is a predicted model, not a curated record. NCBI's taxonomy places the organism in Eukaryota, Metazoa, Chordata, Actinopteri, Acipenseriformes, Polyodontidae. Gene Ontology annotation, biological process: positive regulation of angiogenesis; positive regulation of canonical NF-kappaB signal transduction; negative regulation of apoptotic process. The coding region runs from base 652 to 1974 and encodes 440 amino acids. The transcript is spliced from 10 exons.